AGAACUUCUACCACUAAGCAACUUCAUGACUCCACCAAGGAAUCUUAGAAAAUGCUGUUUAAGAUGUUAUUAUUAUGUCUAAUCCUGCUGGAUGUGGAUGUUGCAGCCACCGGUUGUAAUUUUCUCUCUUGUGUCUGGAAACCCGGCAAUAAAGAUGACAAUCCCUAUACAAUAGGAGGGAGUACCAAAAACUACAGGAAGAGAGACAAAAAAUGCGACAAGCUAUGUUCGAAGGCCAUCCCUUGCGAUUCCUCUUGGUCCUUGCAUAAUAAUCGUGUUCAUACUAGGGCUUACGAUUAUUGCUCCUGCCAUAGAGACUGCAUGAUAUUCUUGGGUGCUCUGUACAACCCACACAACGCUGCCCAAAACCAAACAAGGCAGAGUAAAAAUAAAAUUAUGCUAGCUAUCUCUGCAUUCAAGCUCAAAUAAAGUUCCAUUAGUUUUUCAUCUAGGUGCAAAUGUGUAAG
This is a messenger RNA of Cylicocyclus nassatus, 467 nucleotides long. The record is from the annotation of a GenBank genome assembly. NCBI's taxonomy places the organism in Eukaryota, Metazoa, Nematoda, Chromadorea, Rhabditida, Strongylidae.